ACACACUUCACACAACUCCAAGCGACGCCCGUUCGUGUCCUCUCCCGUUCGCCCCGUCCUCCCCGGUUGUCCAGUAUCCCUCAAAUAACCAACCCGUGACCACAAUGUUUCCCGUGUUUCGAGUCUCCUACCACCAGUUCUCUCUGCUCGUACUCGCCUUUACUCCAUUCAACUUUCAACCUUACGCGUGAGCCGUCGUCUGCCUUUAUAGCAACACGCCUAUUGUAAUACUCUUUCUUCGUCCUCGGUUCACCAAAGAUACCCAAUACUCCAUUCACAAUGUCUCCCGCAGCAGUAAGCGACAUGGAACUCCCCACAGAGCCCGUCCACCCCCUUCCCGAAGCAAAGGACCCCCUCACCUCCUCCGUCGCAACACCUCAACUCUUCUCCCUCGCCAACAAGACCAUCGUCAUCACCGGCGGCGGCCGCGGCCUGGGCAUCACCUUUGCCCUUGCCAUCCUCGAAGCCGGAGGCAACGCCGCCUGUCUCGACAUCCUCCCGGAGCCCUCACCCAUCGAGUGGGCGCACCUCACCAAGCUCGCCACCUCCAAGAACCUCUCCAUCACCUACCACAAGUGCGAUAUCACCGACGAGGAGGCCACGGAAAAGGUUUUUGAGGAGAUCGCCGAUGCCGCCGACAGCCGCGGUGCUCCCUUCUGGGGCGCCGUCGCCUGCGCUGGCAUCCAGCAGAAGAUUCCCGCUCUCGAGUACCCCGUCGCCGACUUUGAGCGGAUACAAAAGGUCAACGUCGUCGGUGUCUUUGUAACGGCUAAGCAUGCCGCCCGCGUGUUGGUGAAGCGCAAGAGCAAGGGUAGCAUUUUGCUCAUUUCGAGCAUGUCUGGAGAAAUUGCCAACAGAGGAUUGACAUGCAGUGCCUACAACACCAGCAAGGCCGCUGUCCAGCAGAUGUGCAGGUCUGUCGCCCAGGAAUGGGGUCAAUAUGGUAUCCGCGUGAACACUCUGUCGCCUGGUUACAUCCGAACCGCAAUGACCGAUCAACUCCUGCAGGCCGAGCCUGAAGUCGAAACCACUUGGAUGAGAGGCGCUCUCCUCCAGCGCUUGGGCACACCCGAAGACUUCAAGGCCCCGGCCGUCUUCCUCCUGUCUGAAGGCAGCUCUUUCAUGACCGGUGCAGACCUCCGUGUUGACGGUGGACACUGCGCCUCCGCUUAAUCAUUUUCUUACCUUGUGGAAAGCAUCGAUAGUUGUAUCUCGGAUAAAACGGCGUUGGUCUCACGAUAUCAGAUGGGGUUACGAAACUGUCACACUAGAAGCCCUCAUUGCAGCGCGCGAAGAAUAUUCACGCAGCCGAGAGGCAACGCAUACUUAGAAGUGUAGAAUCAGUACGAAUAGAGCGAGCAUUAAUAGCG
Molecule: messenger RNA, 1370 nt
Organism: Colletotrichum phormii
Lineage: Eukaryota; Fungi; Ascomycota; Sordariomycetes; Glomerellales; Glomerellaceae
Product: short chain dehydrogenase
Exons: 3
Coding region: 280-1173 (297 amino acids)
Cellular component (GO): intracellular anatomical structure
Molecular function (GO): oxidoreductase activity, acting on NAD(P)H, oxygen as acceptor
Source: RefSeq, a predicted model, not a curated record